AUGCAGCGCUCGCCCGCCGGUUCACGGUUUCCUUUUCCGCCGUGGAUUCUAAGUCAGUUGCCGGAGGUUAUGGAUGUAGAGCACAUGUUGUUGCAUAAUAUUCGUGCCCUACCUGAAUGGCGGGCAUUGGAGCAACUGCAGUGCACCCAUUCGGAUCGUGCUGGUUUGCUCCUUUACGAGUUCGGCGUUAUGGUGAUGUCGCCAGCCAUAUCAGAGUUGGUUUGUGUAGGAAUGGAAGCGUUAGCGAAGGCGUUGCUUUAUGGUGGCAUGCAAGAUGCUUGGUUGGUUGCGUGUCAGAAUGUGCUCGCGACACUGCUCUACGAUAUGCGGUGGCAAUCGUCUAUUUUGUCAGUGCGCCUGAAUUGCUUAACGACUUUCAGUAGGCAAGACGAACAAAGCCGUUGGUGGUUGGAGAAGGAGGAGCCUCGCUUGGUGGCACUCGGUGCCAUUUCGCGGGUCGACCCCUCCCGUGUGGUGGAUCACGUGGUGAAUGCCUUUUGUGUCCCUAAGCCUGAUGGUGGUAACUGGUGUCUAGUCGUGAAUUUGAAGCGGAUGAACAUAGUGCAGAAGGCCUACAAGUGCCGGGAAUCCCGGGAAUCGAAGGGAAGCCGGUUCCCAGAGUGUAAGCAGAAGCUUGCCAAAUUGCGGCGACUGGCGAUCGGGUUGCGGAUCACGGCCAAGAAAAAUCGGCGCCUGGUCCAGAAGCGUGAGCCGGCCAAGUUUUGUGGUUUUGCGCAGAGUGUUAAGCUGGCUCUUACUCCAGCUCCCUUAUUUCUCCGUAAUUCUUACGACGAUGUCAAGCAGCCGGUUGGUCGUAGCAGUGCGGGUGCAGUUUUAGCUUGGGCGCAGUCGCAUAGCACUCGGGCGGCCAGUGUGGCGCUUCCCCGUUACUCAUUGGAUCUUCAGUCGGUUGCGGCGCCCCCCGUCAUUACUAACUUGUUGGUGUCCCAGCUGCAGCUCGUGGCCCCUAGUCUGGAUCACUCUGCGCGUCCUUUGCAGAUUGCUCAGGUUGUCAUGUCCCGUGUUGGUGCCAAGCCCUGGCAGUCGUAUGCGUCGCAUUUUGCUGCCUUUGUGCGUUUCUAUGUGGAGGAAGGUUUGGAGUUUCUCCCGGCCUCCCAUUAUGCCGGGCUCUUGUGGGGUCAGUUUCUCGCUGCCAAGGGCUCCAUCCAAGCCCACACGGCGCAGCCUUAUUUCAGUGCUAUUAACUCCGUGCAUGACUUGCUCGGGUACCCUAAGCCCUGUGCCGGAGACAGCACCCUGUUGGCGGCGCUUAGUAGAGGUUGGGAGCGCUUGCAGCGCUCAAUGGCGCCUGCUUCCACGCUCCUGUUGGCCUUUAGUGCAGGUGAUGCUUGGCGUCUUUAUGAGCAGUUGGCCGUGGUACCCUGGGCUAUCCGUCAGCGUUUUUUGCGUGAUCCGUCACGGUUGUGGCUGGCGGGUCAAUCUACGCGUGGUGCUGAGCGUUGGUUUGACUUAGUCCUUGCAGGAUGUGGCUUGCCUCAUUUGCGCGGGUUGCAUUCUCUCUAUAGCCUGCGUCGAGGUGGCGCUUCCGCUGCUCGAGCGGUGGAAGUGCUGUUUGAGGUCGUUGAAGCGUUUGGCGAUGGACGUGGAGCCGUCCUUGCACUGUGUCCGGUCCGGUCAGGGCCUCCGGUGCUCGUCCUUUCUCGGGACGAGCCGCCCACAGUGUAA
Volvox carteri f. nagariensis is the source of this 1686-nucleotide messenger RNA. RefSeq lists its product as uncharacterized. The coding region runs from base 1 to 1686 and encodes 561 amino acids. The record is from RefSeq and is a predicted model, not a curated record. NCBI's taxonomy places the organism in Eukaryota, Viridiplantae, Chlorophyta, Chlorophyceae, Chlamydomonadales, Volvocaceae. The transcript has 6 exons.